Messenger RNA from Opisthorchis viverrini, 555 nucleotides. RefSeq lists its product as hypothetical. The record is from RefSeq and is a predicted model, not a curated record. The transcript is spliced from 5 exons. NCBI's taxonomy places the organism in Eukaryota, Metazoa, Platyhelminthes, Trematoda, Opisthorchiida, Opisthorchiidae. Bases 1 to 555 code for a protein of 184 amino acids.
AUGGAGGGUUUCACAAAACGUUUGGCUGCCGUUGGUGAUGUUUGCCUCCCGGUAUUGGGUCCACGUGAUCCUCUCUGUGCUUCGGCGGAUACAUUGAACGACAUGGAGGCUAGCCGGUCUUUUGCGAUUAGUCCUUUGUCACGUUUGUGUGAAGCGAUUCCACAAGAACACACGAUCAAAUCCAUCCACUCGUCGAAUGAAGCGAAAAUCCACCAGGACUUCCACAAGAGUACUCCUUUAAAACAGUACAGCCUGGAAAAAGUUUUCAUUAUGCAGCAUUUACGACCGUAUUUGUCCGUCACACUGCACACAGAGUACAACCUAUGCCAGCGUCACCAACUUUGCUUGGUAAACGCGGUGGGUUCGCUAUUCGUUUACGCCUAUACUUGGUCUCCUGUUGCAUGUGUUGUCAACAUUCGCACAUCAAAUGAUGACGAACAUAAUGUGGUCUCAGUUGUGUGGACUACGGCCGACACCUUUGAGUUCGUUCUCAUGAUUCUGACUGGCGGUGCGCUGACACCCAACUCGAAAUCAUACAUGUCAGAGCAUGCCUAG